Pocillopora verrucosa is the source of this 1008-nucleotide messenger RNA. The record is from RefSeq and is a predicted model, not a curated record. Lineage: Eukaryota; Metazoa; Cnidaria; Anthozoa; Scleractinia; Pocilloporidae.
GCAUUAAAACAUGCGCGGUGAUGGUGCCACUGCUGGGUGUCACGUGGUUAUUUGGUCUUUUGUUACCCUUACAUAAAGCUUUCGCCUACAUUUUCACCAUCUUAAACUCCACUCAGGGUUUCCUGAUUUUCGUCCUUCACUGUGUGCGAAACAGCCAGAUUAGAGAGCGAUUGAAGAGGAGGAUGAACACCAUUUUUCCACAUGCAGACGAUGGAAACUUUACAAAAAAGGGCUCACAUGUUAAUGUAGGUGGUGCCGGAAAUGUGUGGACAGUUGAAUUGCAGUCUUUUAAUAACUGAAGAAUAGCACUUAACUUGAGUAUAGCAACUCAACCAACGUUUAGCUGUAGCCAAUCACAUAGUGUGAUCGUCAAGGCGAAGGUAUAUCUUCAAUUGGGCUUGUUCAGGAUCGAAAUGUCAGCAAAGUCAGGGCUUCUGUGUCCACUAGUAAGUCAGUAUAACAAUGUUUUGAACAAGUCGUGGUGUAGUGCUAGUAUUUGUUGAAAAAAGUUUGCAUAAAGGAGGGCAGUGAAUGGUACCCGAGCAAAUUAUAAGUCUCGCGAAGUAUUAUCCGAUCACGAAAUCACGGCUCAAAGUCUAGCAUUUUUUCAAUAGGCCAUAUUCUCUUCUAAAAGAUAGUUAGAAUUACUUGAAGCCAACACUGUGGGCGACGAAAAAACCGCCCAGGGGCCCAUGUGUGAAUAGUGUUGAUGCGACUUCAAUGAUUAAAAUUAAUACCCCAUCCACACCAGCAAAACAUGUUUUAGCUACACCAGGUUUAACUGAACAAAAAUACGAAUCUGAGAACUGCAAAUUUGAAUUUUAUAAAGGAUUUAAGCAGUCAAUAACUUGUAUUUUCAAUGUGCUAAAUUUGAAGCCGACGAACAUCGUUUUAAGCAGCUUAAACUGUUUUUAACGAAAUAUCAUUAAAACAUGCUCAAGCGUUGGGUGAAUGGGGUAUAAGAUAAUAACAAGGAGUUUGUAUUUUAGUAGCUUUUAAGUUUUUUAG